This is a messenger RNA of Ostertagia ostertagi, 309 nucleotides long. The record is from the annotation of a GenBank genome assembly. NCBI's taxonomy places the organism in Eukaryota, Metazoa, Nematoda, Chromadorea, Rhabditida, Trichostrongylidae.
UACUGCGGUGUUUUUAAAGGGAGCACAAUCCGUUACCGCUGCUGCGGCCGUUCCGUACCAACGAUUUCAGUGCUCAUCGUGACUUCCUGGAGUUUCUGGAUGUGCCUUUCCAGUAAUCCUAUGAGGUUCGACCUAGUACCGAAGUGGCUUUCCACGCCGGAAUCGCAACAGAUCCUGCACUACUACUGUCAGUUCCAGCUGGAUCCUAAACUGAUGGGCCAUGCUCGAAAUAUUGGCAGUCGGCUGCAGCAGGUGAAGGUGGAAAAUAUGCAUGACGUAGGGCUAAUGUUCCUGCCACUCCAAUAUUAA